AUGCCACGCGGUGCACAUCUGUCUAUGGCCAUCGACAAAGAACAAGAGGGACCAGGACCAGAGGCUGCUGACAUCCAAGAACCUGAGGCCAUGGAGACCAUUCGCCAGCUUCGUGGCCUGGGCGUGGAUGCGGAUGUCGAUUUGCCUCGCAUCUGUGUCAUCGGCAAGCAGAGCUCCGGCAAAUCGUCGGUGAUGGAAGCCCUCACAGGUAUUGAGGUGCCACGUGCAGCGGGCACCUGCACGAGGUGUGCCUUCGAGAUCUACACGGCCUCCUCCGCUGUCGACUUCGAGUGUACGGUCAGCGUGCGCUGUGCAGAGCAGCCAAGGCUGGUGCUUGCAGAAAGUCAGGAGAAGUCCGAGGUGGCUGAGAUGCUGCGCCUGGCGCAGGAGCUCCUCCUGAACUCCGCGGGCUUGGAGAAGUAUCAGAGAAAGCUUCAGAAGCAGCGAGCGAAGCAGGGCAAGCAGGGACCCCUCACCUUGGAGUCCUUGCGUUGCGCAGCGCACCCAGAAAACUACGAGGACGAUGAGGACGGCAGGAGGCCAUUUACAACAGAUGUCGUCCAGGUGGACAUCAAGGGCAAGGGGUUCAAGGACUUGCAGUUGAUCGACCUCCCAGGUCUCAUAGCAUCAGGCGGAGAGGAGCUGGUGGAGCUUAUUCGAGACUUGUGCUGCGAGUACUUGAAGCGGGAGAACACGCUGAUUGCCAUGUGCUGUCCCUUUGAUGACGACUUGGAGAAUCAAGAAGUCAGGAGCUUGGCAAAACGGUACGACCCCGAUGGCCUUCGCACUGUUGGGAUCCUCACGAAGCCCGACAAGAUCCCGGAAGGACUCGAGGCACAGCGCCGGAGCCUGCUCCGCAACCCGGAAGGCCCUUAUCGGCUUCGGCAUGGAUACUUCGCGGUCAAGAACCCGGCGCAGCCGGCGAUACAACGCGGCAUCACAGCGAGGGAGGCCCGAGCAGAAGAGGCGGACUUCUUCGGAAAGUGGCAGGAUGCGCUGGAUCGGUGCGGAACCGAAAGUCUUCGCGAGUUCUUGGGCGAGCAGCUGCACCGCCUCAUCGUGGAGCAGCUAUGGGCUCAGUUGAACACAGCUGCCUGCGAGGUGGCUGACCCCUGCCAGACAUGCUUGGUUGGUUACUCACCGGAAAAGAAGCUGUCGAGAAGUCGCUGUAUUCCCAAGCCCCAACAAUCCUUGCGUGAGGAGCUCCAAGCGAUGGGAAGUGUUGUGAAACCAGAGCAGGCAAUGACUCACCUCGACCGCCUGGUUGACAGUAUCAAGAUCCGCCUUGACAGCUUGGUGGAGGCCAAGGAUCGCUCUGAGUUGAGCCUCUGGAAAGGUGUGGAGAAAGGGUACCUGGACCUGCGUGAGGCCUGCUACGCUUGUCGGCCUGUCUUCCAUGUGUGCGAAACACCUUUGGAUGACAGUGACCUCACAGACACCGCCAGAAAAGUGGAGCUGAGGAGUUGGAGGGAUUGGCAAGCCCUCACACGACACAUGAACCAUCGACGGAUUCUGGACAAAGGCAUCCAUGUGGGGUCGUUCCGACUUUGUGAGGGGGAUCGGGUCGUCGGGCCUCUCUGGAGCAAGCUUCCGGGAAGCACUGGGGAGCCGCGCUGCAGGUUGAACCAGAAGAGUGCAGCACCAGGGUGGCAAGAUGGCUGGGAGGCAGAGCCGACUGAGAGUGUUGACAGCGCGACGGGUGCUCGUAAAUCGGUGACCGUUUACAGAACAUAUCGCUGGCGACCGGCAGAGCUGCUGAAGGAGAAUCCGCGGUGGCCCGUGGCAGUGUUCGUGCAGUCACCACUGGACCGCAGUGCCAUCACCACCCUCGAAGAUCUGAGGAAGCGGAUCGAGGACAAAAGAGGUCGCGAGCUGAGGUUGCCGGGUGGCCCGGCGUCGUAUGCUGCUGCCCAGGAGGUGAUUGGCAAAGCCAUUGAGAAAUGGCGGGUCCCAGCCGAAAGAUGCAUUUCAGACGCCAGCCACAAGCUGGAGGCUGCAAUCUGCAACGUGGUUUCCGAGGUAACGAUGCCGUAUUCGAAGCUGUUCGAGACUGUUAAAGCCUCACUCCUCGCCGCGCUGUCUGAGGCAUUUGCAGACUGCAAGAGGGGAACGGAAAAGUUGCUUCAGCAAGAGCAAUCUCCAGAUCUCUUCACCCAGAAUGACCACUACUUGCAGGACAGCUUCCACAAGGCCCGAAGAAUGGUAAAGCGGCUUCUCGGCCUGGAGGUGGAUUUUGACGAGUUGGAGCCCGAAAAGCAGACGCAGCUUCGGCAGCUUCUGCGCGAGAGUGGCCUGCAGUGGUGCGCUGACGUGAGCGAACCAUCGCAGGAUGACGAUGCAAUUUGGAGCCUUUGCAUGGCGCACGCGUACCACAAGGUGGCCUUCAAGCGCUUCUGCGACCAGCUACCCCGAGAGGUGGACCACAUGCUGUUGCGUCCUGUGGUCCGCAAGAUCAAGGACAGCAUCUGGAACAGUCUGCAGGACGCGAUCCAGGCAGGAAAUGUGCACCAUUUCUUCUUGGAAGAUCAGAGGACGCUAGAGAAGCGCAAGCAGCUGGAGGACAAGGCCAGGCCAUGCUGUAAAUGUAGGGCGGUUCUUGGGGCCAGGAUGUGGGGCCUUGGAGGGCCUCAGACCUUUAUUCUGGAUGUGUCUGUUUGCAGAUGGGUGCAACAGAAUCCUGCAGUUGUGAAGGCUAGCCACAUCCUACACCGGAGAACUUAA
Messenger RNA from Symbiodinium necroappetens, 2721 nucleotides. The record is from the annotation of a GenBank genome assembly. NCBI's taxonomy places the organism in Eukaryota, Dinophyceae, Suessiales, Symbiodiniaceae.